Messenger RNA from Anolis sagrei ordinatus, 1334 nucleotides. RefSeq names its product GS homeobox 2 (gene GSX2). Gene Ontology annotation, biological process: regulation of DNA-templated transcription. Gene Ontology annotation, cellular component: nucleus. Lineage: Eukaryota; Metazoa; Chordata; Lepidosauria; Squamata; Anolidae. The record is from RefSeq and is a predicted model, not a curated record. Gene Ontology annotation, molecular function: sequence-specific double-stranded DNA binding; DNA-binding transcription factor activity, RNA polymerase II-specific.
CCAUGCGAAGGAGGCGAGACAAGGGGGGCAUCAAGGAUCCAGGGGAGGUCGAGAGAGAGAGAGAGAGGAGGAAAAGGAGGGGGGUUUGGAGUCCCCUUUGUUCAGCGCUCCCCAUAAGAGGAGUCCCGGAGACGGGUCUGGGGCAGAAGGAGGGUCCCAAGAGGAGCUCAGCCAUGUCGCGCUCCUUCUACGUGGACUCGCUGAUCGUGAAGGACUCGGCGCGGCCCCCGGCGGAGCACCCUCCCCACCCGCACCAGCACCCUGCUCAGGACUUCCUCAUCCCGCUGGGCGUGCCCGCGCCCUUGGUGAUGUCCAUGCCCCCCGCGGGAAGCGGCGUCCACGGGUGCGGAGGGGCGUCGCGCAAGGGCAGCGGAUUCUGCGUGUGUCCGCUCUGCGUGGCCUCGCACCUACACGCUUCCUCCUCCUCCUCGGCCCGAGGAACAGGAGGAGCCGCCAUCCCUUUGCUGAAGCAUCACAACUUCUCCACCGGAGGAGGAGGAGAAGCACCCUUCAGUCACCCGCCGCAGCCGCCCUCCCCUCAGCAGUCCGGAUCGGCCACUUCGGUGGCAGCCAGGGUCCACGCCUUGGGCCACCCACCUGUCUGCACAGCCGCCGCCUACACCCUCAGCGACCCCCGGCGCUUCCACUGCCUCGGCAUGGGCGCUUCGGACGGGACGGGCCCGCUGCAAAACGGGAAGCGGAUGCGGACGGCCUUCACGAGCACGCAGCUGCUGGAGCUGGAGCGGGAGUUCUCCUCCAACAUGUACCUCUCGCGGCUGCGGCGCAUCAAGAUCGCCACGUACCUCAACCUGUCCGAGAAGCAGGUCAAGAUCUGGUUCCAGAACCGGAGGGUGAAGCACAAGAAAGAGGGCAAAGGCGCCCAGCGCAACACCCACGGCGGAUGCAGCUGCACCGGCAACCCGGGCCGGUACCCGCGCUCCGAGGACGAGGACUCCCUCUCGCCCGCCUCCGCCAGCGAGGACAAGGAGGCCUCCCCCUUGUGAGAAGCCCCUUCGGCUCAGACCAACCAAGCCAUGAGUCUUUGCCCCUCCGGUUCUGAACUGUCUGACACAGUCAUAGAAUCAUAAAGUUGGAAGAGAACUCAUGGGCCAUCCAGUCCACCCCCCUGCCAAGAAGCAUUCAAAGCACCCCCGACAGAUGGCCAUCCAGCCUCUGUUGAAAAGCAGCCCCAGAAGAAGUUCUUUUUUCCCUCCCUUUCUCCUUCCCAACAUUUCAAAUGGCCAUGACGAUGAGGAAGGAUAAGACUCCUUUUUUUGUACAGAUCUGUAUAUAAACUUUGCAGGGUUUUCUUAUUUUGGAGGGGAGGGAUAGUU